Messenger RNA from Emys orbicularis (European pond turtle), 444 nucleotides. RefSeq names its product DLA class II histocompatibility antigen, DR-1 beta chain-like. Lineage: Eukaryota; Metazoa; Chordata; Testudines; Emydidae. The record is from RefSeq and is a predicted model, not a curated record. Bases 1 to 444 code for a protein of 147 amino acids. The transcript is spliced from 3 exons.
AUGCUGGUUUGCUCGGUGAUGGGGUUUAACCCCGGGGGGAUCGAGAUCAAGUGGCUGAAGAACGGGCAGGAGCAGACGGCCAGGGUGGUGUCCACGGAGCUGCUCCAGAACGGAGACUGGACCUUCCAGAUCCUGGUGAUGCUGGAGAUGAGCCCCCGGCGCGGGGACGUCUACACCUGCCAGGUGGCGCACAUCAGCCUGCGGGGCCCCCUCGCCGUGCACUGGGCGGCGCAGCCAGACUCUGCCAGGACCCCGAUGCUGCUGGGGGUCGGGGGCUUCGUGCUGGGGCUGAUCUCCCUGGCGCCCGGACUCCUCACCUACCUGAAGACUAAGGGAGGUGCCUGGCUCUGGGCACCCCAGCUCAGCCUGGACGCCCUGCCAGGGCCCUCCUGGUUCCCAUCCCCCACCUGCGCCCACCCCCUUUGUGUAUGUAGCUGGGCCUGA